Messenger RNA from Stereum hirsutum FP-91666 SS1, 2367 nucleotides. RefSeq lists its product as uncharacterized. Bases 1048 to 2202 code for a protein of 384 amino acids. The transcript has 3 exons. The record is from RefSeq and is a predicted model, not a curated record. NCBI's taxonomy places the organism in Eukaryota, Fungi, Basidiomycota, Agaricomycetes, Russulales, Stereaceae.
UUUCGUACACUUAUCGGACAAAUAUACACUGUUGAUUGACUGUCGAUUGCCCGCAAUCCAUCACUGAGGGACUACACGCACGAUCCGUCGCUGUCUUUCGCCCCACAAAAGCCAGAGGCACAACUUGAAGUUCAUCUUGGCCUGUCGCGCAUCCAGCGAGAUUGGCAGGACACUUGUGGUGUAUAUCGUUAUUAGUACAAUGGUAUAACGGGAGCAGGUAAGUACUCUGAUUGCAUGGUAUUUGAUUGGCAUUGCCAUGGCCAGUGGAUGCCGCUAGCUCUUGCGUUCACGCUGAGAACGAUGCUCGCUUCAUCAGAAAAAACGCGAAGUCGUAUGACGGCGGCAUUCCAUGGGUUUCAGUGCCCAGUACUUCGUAAGCCAUGCAUAGCAUUGGAUAUGCUGCAUCGGAGGCACUGUUCGAAGAGACGGCGACCGCCUUACACCAUCCUACAUUUCCCUGGGCUAUGGUCCCACAUUUGCGUCCGUCCCCAAGUGGUUCCUUUCUAUGCCGGGCUCCCGGCUUAAGUUCCGGCCUGGCAUGUCGGUUCAUGCCGAGCUCGCACCACAACCUUACAUAACGGCCAGGUAGUCCUUGUCAUCCCCGAGCUGUGGUGUAGCGUUUGCUAUUAAGGUAAUCAUAAAGCGACGCAAAGCCUCCGGUUCGCACGAUGGCCGACUCGAGCUUCAAGAGCGCUCCUUCGAUUGCCUGCCGCUUCCCUGCGGAGUCGUAUUCACAGAAGCUUUUCACAUCAGCACCCUCGGGCAUCCCGAAGGAUCGGUAUGGAGGAUCUUACACUCAGCGUUCGCGCGAGGUUCGCAGGCAUGUCUUUCGCGGAGACGGACAUGCUGUGCUUGGAUUGUUCACGGAGUCGGUGCGUGAAAUCCACUCUAUCCUCCUUUACGCUUGGUCAUCCCAUGUUUUUCUACACCAGUCUAGAAAUCUUCCGGGUUGUCGCGGUCUUGGUCCCGCCAGUGUAUAUAACCCACCGACGGGCGUAUUUUUCUUCGCCGUCUCUCCAGCUGCUACUCGCAGGUCCUCCUAAAACCAUGCGAUACAGCUCCAUCUCUGACCGUGGCCAUGCCAUGUCCCAGAAAGCCUUCUACUCUCCCCGUGGAGGACGAAACCACUCUUCGUCGUCGUCGUCAUCCAUCUCUCCGACGCCACUAGAACAUGACCCUACCAAUCUCACCACCUCUGGUCAGGCUCCAGUGCAGUCUGGUUCCAAGCCACCACGCCUUCAAUGGCCGGAGCAACGGCAGCUCUCGGUCAUUGAUCCCAGUCCUCAGCACAUUUCGUCUUCGGACUCCGUUUGGGACCAGCGAUAUCUAUCCCCCAAUAACGGUGGUGUCGGGUCCAGGGCGCCACUGUCUCCCAAUACUUCGUACUCGCCCUCGCCUUUGUGCCAGCCUCACUCUCCUUCACCCCUCACCUUCGUCUCCGCCUAUCCUUCACCUCUACUACAGGGGCAAGUGCAGGUCCCGAGUCAUAUCCAGUCGCCUCAGCCAGACGAGCCGCCACCCCUCAAGAAACGUCGCGUUGCGUCUGAGCCCUUUUCAGGCACUAGGACAGCACCAGGCUCAAACCGCCGUUUCUACAACUUUAACGAUCGAACACGCUCGACUGCUGUAGGAUCGUCGGGCAGCAUGCUCAUCACUUUCCCGCUUGAGAAUGGCUCGAAAAUGCCCAACGACUCCUCUGCUUCUGCUCCGAUGUCCCCGUCUACUGGAGGAUCCUCUCUGCCUCCGUCUACCUCGCAACAAUCGCCUCCGGCGAGUCUCCUCCCAGACGACUUCGACCAUGGGCCUACCGAACUUCCUCCACGACCAUAUUCACGUACUACCGAGAUGACUUCGCCCUCAGAUGGGGGCGGCGCAAAUCAGGCGUCCUCGAGAGACGGCGCUGGUGAGACGAACAAACCGAGGAGGCGCAAACCUAAUCUUCCGGAUGACGUGAUGGACUAUUUACCGACUCUCGAGGGUCGCUUAUGCAAGAUAGAGUUGGGUGUCAGAGACUACAUCAAUUAUCGCCAGCAGCGGGCAAUCGAGAACUCUAUCCUUCCUCCGCCGCGGCGUGCGCAUGGCGAUCCCUGUGUUGACUCUCGUCCCUUCCCGCACCUUCCUACCGCUUCGCGUAGUACUUUGCCUUCGCAGGCACAGGCAUUGUCGCAUGCGCAAUAUUUCACUCAACAAGGCUGGUAUUGAGGCUUCAACUUUGUCGUGCGCUCUUCUCUUUAGCCCACAUCAUGUGCAUGACACGGUAUUGCAUUCCGUUCCACUGUGCCUAGUUUCUCAUGAUGUCCUCGGUUUGUUCUGCAUUCGCUGAAUCCGUCAAACAUGUUCCUUAUUUACUUUUGGUUUUCCUAUGAA